This is a messenger RNA of Camelina sativa (false flax), 2835 nucleotides long. Its product is annotated as E3 ubiquitin-protein ligase WAV3. NCBI's taxonomy places the organism in Eukaryota, Viridiplantae, Streptophyta, Magnoliopsida, Brassicales, Brassicaceae. The record is from RefSeq and is a predicted model, not a curated record.
CCAUCCAUCAUUCUAAGAAAAAAAUAAAAAAAAAAAGGUAAAAAACUUCUCCACCGUCUCUCUCUCUCUCUCUCUCUCUUCUCUCUUCUGCGCAGAGAAAAGCUUUGCAAUUUGCAAACUCAAUUCAUUCAUUUUAACCAAUCCUCUUCUUCUUUCUUUCUUUAGCUCAAAAACAUCUACGCAAAGAGAUCAGAAGUGAAGAAGAUUCUCAGAUUUCACAAAAACAAAGCCUUUUCAAUUUCAUUAUUUGUUGGGGUGAUUUGGUGCAAUAAAAAGAAAUGGGAAGCAGAUGGAGGAAAGCAAAGUUGGCUUUAGGUCUCAAUUUAUGUCUAUACGUUCCCAAAACGUUAGAAGAUUCUUCUUCUUCUUCUUCUUCUUCUCCUUUAAGAAGAUCAGACGACGCCGUUUCACUUUCCCCUGUAAUGGUUCCAAGACCCACUACGCCGACUCCUUCCUCCUCUGGUCUCCGAUUGCCUCGCUCCAUUAGCAAAUCCUCUUCAAAGAAAACGUGUGCGAUAUGUUUGACGACGAUGAAAGCAGGGCAAGGCCACGCAAUCUUUACAGCGGAAUGUUCUCAUUCGUUUCAUUUCCACUGCAUCACUACGAAUGUCAAACACGGGAACCAGAUUUGUCCUGUUUGUCGCGCGAAAUGGAAUGAGAUCCCUGUCCAGAGCCCUAAUGCUAAAUCUAAAUCUGGUGUCAAACCGAUAAGUCAAACAAGAGACUAUGCUUGGAUGUCAAUACCUCCAAGGAGGUCGUCCCCGAUUCAAGCUUCUUCACGGCCUGACAGUCUAAGGGUCUCCUCCAUCUUUAACACCGAGCCUGCGGUUUUUAAUGAUGAUGAGGCUCUGGAACAUCAAGACCCUUCUGCUGAAUCUGGUUUGGAGAAGUCUAAACCUGGUGUUAGUGGGACAUUGGAAGUUAAAACAUACCCUGAGAUUUCAGAAGUAGCUAGAUCGGUUUCGUUUAAAGAUUUUGCUGUACUGAUCAAUCUAAAAGCUCCUUCAAAGUCGUCUUCAAAUUCUUCCUCUUCUUCUCGUGCUCCUGUUGAUCUAGUCACGGUUCUUGAUGUGAGUGGAAGCAUGGCGGGAACAAAACUGGCUUUGCUGAAACGAGCAAUGGGUUUUGUGAUUCAGAAUCUUGGCCCGUUCGACCGUCUCUCUGUCAUAUCCUUCUCCUCCACAGCACGCCGUAACUUCCCUCUUCGUCUCAUGACCGAGACUGGUAAACAAGAAGCAUUGCAAGCGGUUAACUCGUUGGUCUCAAACGGAGGGACUAACAUUGCAGAGGGAUUGAAGAAAGGUGCAAAAGUUUUGAUCGACCGUAGAUUCAAGAACCCGGUAUCAAGCAUCGUGCUCUUAUCUGAUGGUCAAGAUACGUAUACCAUGACUAGUCCAACCGGUUCCAGAGGAACGGACUACAAAGCCCUUCUUCCUAAAGAGAUCAAUGGAAACCGGAUCCCAGUUCAUGCGUUCGGGUUUGGUACGGACCAUGAUGCGUCCUCGAUGCAUUCCAUUGCAGAAAACUCCGGAGGUACAUUUUCCUUCAUAGAGUCUGAAACGGUAAUACAAGAUGCAUUCGCUCAGUGCAUUGGAGGUCUUCUUAGCGUUGUGGUUCAAGAGCUAUGCGUUAAGAUCGAGUGCGUUCAUCAUCUGUUGAGAAUUGCAUCGGUUAAAGCUGGAAGCUACCAGUUUGAUAACGGUCCGAAUUCAAGAACCGGAUCUAUCGCAGUCGGUGAUCUCUAUGCAGAGGAAGAGAGGAACUUCUUGGUGAAUCUUGAUAUCCCCAUUGUUGAUGGAGUUUCAGAUCUGAUGUCUUUACUCAAGGUUCGAUGCGUUUACAGAGACCCGGUUACAAAAGAGACUGUUGACUUGAAUAGUUCCGGCGAAGUAAAGAUUCUCAGGCCGGUUGUGAUGGCAGACAGAAGACCUGUGGUGUCAGUUGAAGUUGACAGACAGAGAAUCAGAUUACGUGCAGCGGAAGCAAUCUCUGAAGCUAGAGUUUUAGCCGACCGCGGUGAUUUGACCGAAGCUGUGUCGGUUCUUGAGACUUGCCGUGGGGUAUUGACGGAGUCUGUAUCAGGUCAAGCUGGAGAUCCAUUAUGUGUAACACUGUGUGCAGAGCUGAAGGAGACGCAAGAUAGAAUGGCGAGCCGUCAAGUUUACGAGUCUUCGGGUAGGGCUUACGUUCUGGCUGGUCUAAGCUCGCACUCGUGGCAGCGAGCUACAGCGAGAGGCGACAUGACAGAUACGACGACGACUUCUUACCAGACGCAAUCAAUGGUGGAUAUGGUGAACCUCUCUCAGACAAUGACUUUCGGAAUGCCUAUCGCUAGUUCAAAUCCGAGUCCGUCGACGACUCAGAGGAAACUACGGCAAGCUCUCAGUUUCCCGGCGAGGCCAAGGCCUAGGUGAUUCGGUGGAGGAAGGAUUAAACGGGGGGAUAUGAUGACAUUAUGGACUUUUUAAAAUUUUCCCUCGUUUUUAACUUUUUGGUGUUCACUUAAUAGUACGAUUUGUUUUUUUCAGUUGGGAAAGGGUAGUUUACGUUUAAUUUCUAAAUUUUGGGGGUAUAAGUAGUAUUAUUAGUUUUUGUUGGGGUUGAAGAAAAAGGAAAAGAGGAAAAGGGACAAAUGUGCUAUAUUAUAUAGGUGGUAAUAUAUAAUAUUGGCAGUUUUAGCAAGAGUGGCUUUUGUUUUUUCUUUCCUUUAUUAUGUUUAUAAUUUUGUUAUUAUUAUUUUUUUUUUGUCUAAAUGUGUUUGGAGGUGGGUAUAGAUGUGUGAGUUGUGAUUGUGUGGAAAAAAUGUUCUCCCAUAAAUAUUUUAAAGUUUACAUA